Molecule: messenger RNA, 1447 nt
Organism: Pseudo-nitzschia multistriata
Lineage: Eukaryota; Bacillariophyta; Bacillariophyceae; Bacillariales; Bacillariaceae
Source: the annotation of a GenBank genome assembly
AAAUUAUGGAACUGCGAUACACCUUUCCACGCGUCAUAAUGCGCACCAUAAGAUGACGACGAGAAAUGAACGACAAACAGCUCACCAGAUAUCACGUGAAGAAAGAACUGAAUGCUGUAACCGGUAGUGGGAAACGCCCGAAUCAGAACAUCAGCUGUUCAUCUCCGAGUGAAGUACCAAGUACCGUGCAUCGGCUUCGAAUAUCCAGUGCACAGUAUUAUUGAUGCUACGAUAUCCACCUAUCGAAAAGGAAACAGGAAGGAACAAUCCACUCAACAAUCCUCAGCUAGUAGAUAAUAGAUAAUACGGAAAGAUGAAAUUUUGUGCGGCAAUUUUCGCCGCAAUGGCCGCUGCUAGCGGUGUCGGGGCUUUCACUCCUAGUGCCAAGGGCUUCACUCAGGCUCCUUCCGGCCUCAUGGUUCCCGAGCAACUGAAAAACAAGGACGGAUCUCUCUGGACACCCACGAACAUGGUUGCCGGUGGAGCCGAACGCGCCGUCGGACAAGAGUACUACGAGGGUGCGUCACCUUGCGUGUAUUGCGUUUUGCCUCGCGUUGUCGUUGCCGCUACCGAGAUGCAGUAUUUGCCAAUUGGGAUCCUUUUUUGUUUUCGGAGAAGAUGUUGGACUCGCACUGCUGACGGACACAAUGGAAAGAUAGAGACGCUACGUGAUAUUUCUCAUGGAUCAGAGAUAGUUUGGCUGGAAAUCACUAUUUUAUAUCAUGUAAAACUCACCAUUUUUUGCUCGCAUUUCCUACCAUGGCAUCAAUAAACAAAAAAACAACACAGGCGCACCCAUUGGUCCGCCUCCUGAUCUCCCAUCGCUUUUGUUGCACAACCGUAUUGUUUACAUCGGUAUGCCUCUCGUMCCUGCCGUAACGGAAUUGGUCAUUGCCGAACUCUUAUAUCUGAAUUACGAAUCCGACGAUCCGAUUACCAUGUACAUUAACAGCUCCGGAACAACCACCAACAGCGGAGAAGCCGUUGGAUUCGAAACAGAGGCCUUUGCUAUUGCCGAUGUCAUGAAAUAUGUUCGCCCACCAGUUCACACGGUCGCCCUCGGACAGGCCUUUGGUGCCGCCGCCAUGCUUUUGGCUAACGGAAAACGAGGAUGCCGCUAUUCGCUCCCCAACGCCACCAUUUUACUGAACCAACCCAAAUCGCAGGCUCGUGGACAGGCCUCGGACAUUGCUAUCAAGGCCCGUGAGACCCGCAACAACAGACAAAAGAUGUGCCAACUGAUCGCCGAGGCCUGCGGCAAGCCCGUCGACACCGUCGUCAAGGACUGCUCGCGUGUCAAGUACCUGCAACCCGAUGAGGCCGUGGAAUACGGACUCGUUGACAGUGUGAUUGAAAACGACGACAAGCGCAUGUCCAUCACGCCGAGCUUUAUGAGUGCCCUUCAAUAAAUAAUGUAAAGUUACACCAUUAAAACAGCGAUGAUACA